Messenger RNA from Aspergillus uvarum CBS 121591, 1884 nucleotides. RefSeq lists its product as uncharacterized. The coding region runs from base 1 to 1884 and encodes 627 amino acids. The record is from RefSeq and is a predicted model, not a curated record. The transcript is spliced from 2 exons. Lineage: Eukaryota; Fungi; Ascomycota; Eurotiomycetes; Eurotiales; Aspergillaceae.
AUGAUUUCCUCCAAGCCCCUCCCACUCGCCGACGAGUGGACCGAUCCGGAUGCCUACGUUGAGGCCUUGAUUUCCUUCGCUACCAACUCUGACAUCUUUAGGCACCUCUGCGGCGGAGUGCAUAUCCUUGACUUCCUAACACGAGAGCCGGACCUUUAUACCUCCCUGCUACCGGAAAACUGGCGGGCCUUCUUCGAUCAGCAUGAUGUCCAGGACAUUCUAGACUUGCUCCUUCGCGACGAUCUACAGCCCCUCUUCGACCAACAUGCCGGAACGGGCAGCGAACAGGGUGCGGACGCAAGAGGGUGGCGAGGCGGUGGUCUGCCCCCGCUGGAUUUCCUGGAGUACAUCCACCAGAUCCGGCGCCUGAGUCUGGGACGGGACUUUACUCCGUCUCAGCCCGGGACCCCUGUGAUCCCGAGGCAUAUUGCAGUAGGGAUGAACGUCAAGAAGUACCACGAGGUGGCGCACUUCUCCAAAUACGUGGAUAAGCUGUGCACUACGGUCGACGAACAGCGGGGCGACGCGAUCACACAUAUCGUGGACUUUGGGUCAGGCCAGAGCUAUCUGGGCCGCACCCUUGCCUCUGCACCGUACCACCGACACAUCGUGGCCAUCGAGCGGAAGCAUCAGUUCAUCAGUGGUGCGCAGGGCAUGGAUGUGCAUGCUCGGCUGAAGGAGAAGAAAAAGGUCAACAUGUACAACAAGAAGGCUGCCAAAUGCAAGGAGGACGCAACGACAGCCGCUGCCAACGGGGAGGAAGAGGACCUGGCCAUGAUCAACGUCUUCCGUGACGUCAGUCUUGCGCCCGGCGAGAUCGGCUUCAAGCCUCAUCGGAACGCGCCCAAGGCGGCCGUGGAAGAAGAGGAUGAUCCCAACAAGCCGAGAGGCACGAUGGACUAUAUCGAGCAUGAGAUCAAGGACGGUUAUCUGGAGCCGAUCAUCAAAGAUGUGAUCGAGGCUCCUCUGCCUGCCGUCGAAACAAACGGCAAUACCGCGGACGACAGUGCGGUUGCGACCAAUGGCACCCAGGCGGAUCAGAAGUCGGUGGACGCCAAGGUCAUGGUCAUCUCCCUCCACUCUUGUGGCAACCUACUGCAUCACGGUGUCCGCUCUUUGACCCUGAACCCGUCGGUCAAAGCCAUUGCUAUGAUCGGCUGCUGCUACAAUUUAGUUACAGAGAGGUUAGGCCCGGCCACGUACAAGCUUCCUAUCCUCCGGUCCAUGCAUCCCCGCCUGACGCAGGAUGCCGUCGCGUACGAUCCCCAUGGAUUCCCCAUGUCAAAGCGCUUCGAAGAUUACGAACAUGAGAGCGGAACAGGUGUCAAGUUGAACAUUACAGCACGGUCUAUGUCCCUGCAGGCUCCUUACAAUUGGGGCCGGAAAGAUAGCGAGGACUUUUUCACGAGACACUUCUACCGAAGUCUUCUCCAGCGUGUUCUGGUGGAUCGCGGAGUCGUCGCAAAACCCAAGAUCCCUGACGACCUCUACAGCGAAUCAGAUGCACCCGAGGAUGCAGGGAACCCCUUGAUCGUGGGCUCCCUGCGCAAGUCCGCUUUUGUCUCCUUCCCCGCCUAUGCUACCGCUGCAGUGGCCAAGCUUUCCCGUGAUGCACACUUUGGGGAAAAGGUGAAAGCUGGGAUGGGUGACCUCACUGAAGAGGAUUUGAACCGCUAUGUGCAAGAGUACUGGUACGCGAAGAAGAAUCUCAGCGUGGUAUGGAGCCUGAUGGCUUUCAGUGCUGCCUUGGUCGAGGCCAUCAUCGUGGUGGACCGGUGGCAGUUUCUGCGAGAGCACGACUCCGUCAAGGACUGCUGGGUUGAACCUGUUUUCGACUACCACGAGAGUCCCCGCAACCUGGCCGUCAUUGGAAUCAAGAAGUGA